This is a messenger RNA of Caenorhabditis sp. 36 PRJEB53466, 384 nucleotides long. The record is from the annotation of a GenBank genome assembly. NCBI's taxonomy places the organism in Eukaryota, Metazoa, Nematoda, Chromadorea, Rhabditida, Rhabditidae.
AUGGGCGCUGCUCUCACGACAGCAACUACCAAAUCGACGCUGCUCACGCGACAGCAGCUACCAAAUGGGCGCUGCUCUCACGACAGCAACUACCAAAUGGGCGCUGCUCUCACGACAGCAACUACCAAAUCGACGCUGCUCUCGCGACAGCAGCUACCAAAUGGGCGCUGCUCUCACGACAGCAACUACCAAAUGGGCGCUGCUCUCACGACAGCAACUACCAAAUCGACGCUGCUCUCGCGACAGCAGCUACCAAAUGGGCGCUGCUCUCACGACAGCAACUACCAAAUGGGCGCUGCUCUCACGACAGCAACUACCAAAUCGACGCUGCUCUCGCGACAGCAGCUACCAAAUCGACGCUGCUCUCGCGACAGCAGCUACUAA